Messenger RNA from Williopsis jadinii, 1386 nucleotides. It is a transcript of the gene GUD1, whose product is annotated as guanine deaminase. Lineage: Eukaryota; Fungi; Ascomycota; Saccharomycetes; Phaffomycetales; Wickerhamomycetaceae. Gene Ontology annotation, cellular component: cytosol. The record is from RefSeq and is a predicted model, not a curated record. Gene Ontology annotation, biological process: guanine catabolic process. Bases 1 to 1386 code for a protein of 461 amino acids. The transcript has a single exon. Gene Ontology annotation, molecular function: zinc ion binding; guanine deaminase activity.
AUGACUGGUGCAAAGCUGAACGUCCGUGCCCUAUACAAGGGAACUUUUAUACAUACUCCGGUGCUGGGGUCCUUGGAGGUGAUUGAACAUGGCAUUGUUGGUGUCGAUCACGAUGGAACCAUCGUGAUACUGGAGCGCAACAGAUCAUUGGAACAAGUCAUCGAAGACUUUGAUCUGGAGGAGGUUGAGACUGUUGAUGUUGACCAUGGUGGUAACAAGUUCUUCUUCCCUGGGUUUAUAGAUACGCAUAUCCACGCCCCACAGUAUCCAAAUAACGGUAUCUUUGGUAACUCUACACUGCUGGACUGGCUGACAACGUACACUUUCCCAUUAGAGGCUUCGCUCAAGGAUUUGACCAAGGCAAAGUUGGUUUACGAUAAGGUGAUUGAAAGAACUUUGGGGAACGGCACUACAUGUGCAUCGUACUACGCAACGAUAGAUACAGAUGCUACCAAUCUAUUGGCUGAUUUGUCCAUUGAACAUGGCCAAAGGGCAUUCAUCGGGAAAGUCUGUAUGAAUCAAAACUCUCCAGAUUAUUACUGUGAAACAUUUGAAGAGUCCAAAGAGAGCACUCUCAAGGUUAUAGAACAUAUCAACAAAGUUGAUCCACAUAACAAGCUGGUUGCUCCAAUCCUCACACCGAGAUUCGCACCUUCGUGUACGGAUGAACUGCUCCAUUGGCUGGGCAAUCUUAAGAAGGAGCAUGGCUAUCAUUCCCAAACGCACAUCUGUGAGAAUAAGGAUGAGAUCAAAUGGGUCCACGAGCUAUACCCAGAUGCAGAGGGUUACACCGAUGUCUACAAAGACCAUAACUUGUUGGACGAGAAGACAAUCCUUGCCCAUGCGAUCCAUCUAACUGAGCAUGAAAAGGACAUGAUUAGAGAUACAGGUGCAGGCGUAUCUCAUUGUCCUAUUUCCAAUUCCUCAAUCACGUCAGGUGAGUGUCGUGUUAGAUGGCUCUUAGACAACGGCAUCCCUGUUGGAUUGGGCACAGACGUUUCUGGUGGAUUCUCACCUUCCAUAUUACAGACGGCAAGACAAGCUGUCCUGGUCUCACGGCAUCUGGCAAUGUCCACGGCUUUGGAGAAGGACAAGCUCUCAGUGGAAGAUGUACUAUACCUGGCGACUCAAGGUGGUGCGAAGCUCGUUGGUCUCAACGACAAGAUUGGAUCGUUUGAACUCGGCAAACAAUGGGAUGUUCAACUGGUUGAUUUAGACGCUAAAGGGUCCCAAGUUGAUGUGUUUGAGUGGCAAGUACCACACAUAGUGGAGAUUGAAACAUACAAACUGAAGUGGAGUAACGUUAUUGCCAAAUGGCUAUUCAACGGUGAUGAUAGAAACACGACAAAGGUUUGGGUUAACGGAAGAUUGGUCAAGGCGUUGUGA